CCACUUCAACAGCUGAAAGCUGGCUGAGCGCAGCUGGACCGCGCUACUGGAUGCUUAACCAUGAGUGACCCGUUUAACAGCAGCAGCAGGGUGUUUAACCGAACCCCCCAGGGUCAUGUCACAUUUGGAAAUCUGGAGGACAUAGACGUGACCGCGGACAGGAGCCCGGUCCUAAGAAUCCUGAUCUCAGUGGUGUACAUUCUCGUGUGCGCAAUAGGCUUAGUUGGGAAUUCGCUCGUCCUUUUCAUCAUGAGAGUGAAACACUGCAGACAGAGGACCACCAUUAAUGUGUUCAUCAUUAAUUUAGCCGUCACAGACCUCCAGUUCGUCCUGACGUUGCCGUUUUGGGCGGUGGAUACCGCUCUGGAUUUCAGCUGGCCGUUUGGAGACGCCAUGUGCAAGAUCAUACUGUCUGUCACUGUGAUGAAUAUGUACGCCAGCGUCUUCUUCCUCACUGCUAUGAGCAUCACUCGAUACUGCUCCGUGGCUUCAGCCACCAAGAACAGGGUCCGUCCCCAAACAUCCUUCUCUGUCAAAUCGGUUUGCGCAUUUUUGUGGGUGUUUGCAACCGUCGCCACCGUGCCAACGUCAGUUUUCUCCACUGUGACCGACGUGGCUGGAGAGAAGCUCUGCUUGCUGAAGUUUCCCGCCGGACAUUAUUGGCUUGCCUUUUAUCAUUUGCAAAAAAUCCUGGUUGCUUUUGUUUUGCCCAUGUUGAUCCUUUCCGUGUCCUAUUUGCUGCUUCUGAGAUUUGUGAGAAAGCGAAAUCUGAAUAGCAGUCAUUCAAAGCGCAGGAUUCAUGUCACCAAAUCUAUCACAAUUGUGGUUCUUUCCUUCUUUCUUUGCUGGAUGCCGAACCACGCAAUUACAUUUUGGGGUGUUUUGGUAAAGUUGAACGUGAUUCACUGGGAUGAGGCGUAUUAUAUUGUCCAUACUUAUGUAUUCCCCGUGACUAUUUGUUUAGCUCAUACUAAUAGUUGCUUAAAUCCGUUUAUAUAUUGUCUUACGAGAAGGGCUUUGAGAAAGAAACUGAAAAACUGUUUGUCAAAUAUUGCACCUUGGUUAUUAAAAAGGUAUUUUCAGAAAUCUGCAAUGCAUGCAUGAAGCAGUGUAACGA
Carassius auratus (goldfish) is the source of this 1117-nucleotide messenger RNA. It is a transcript of the gene rxfp3.3a3, whose product is annotated as relaxin family peptide receptor 3.3a3. Gene Ontology annotation, cellular component: membrane; external side of plasma membrane. The record is from RefSeq and is a predicted model, not a curated record. NCBI's taxonomy places the organism in Eukaryota, Metazoa, Chordata, Actinopteri, Cypriniformes, Cyprinidae. Bases 61 to 1104 code for a protein of 347 amino acids. Gene Ontology annotation, molecular function: C-C chemokine receptor activity; C-C chemokine binding. The transcript has a single exon. Gene Ontology annotation, biological process: cell chemotaxis; calcium-mediated signaling; positive regulation of cytosolic calcium ion concentration.